CCGGAACACGCAGGCGCUCUCGGGAGCAGCCGCCCUCGUGGUACCCAGGGACCGGUAGGGGGAAUGUCCCCGGCGGUUUGCUUCGCUCUGUAGAGGAGCGAUGGGGAGGCAUUGGGCCUGGCCUGAGGUAGGAGAGAGCUCCGCCGUCGCCGCCAGCGCCUGAGCAGUGAUGCUCGCGUGGGCCCUGCUCUCCGCGGUGCUCUGGUCUCUCGUAGGAGUUGAAUCGCAGCGUUCUUCCUUAUUCAGUAAGAAAGGCCUUGUUUACGGCACGGUAGGACAGCCAGUGAAAAUAUACGUAAAGUUAAAUGAGAAUAGCCCUGUCCUUAUUUGUAUGGAUCUUAGUCGUGCUAAUAAAGAAACAGUGGACCCUGCCUACUUAUGGAUUGGGCCAAAUGAAAAUACAUUAACAGGGAAUAGCCAGAUAAACAUAACAGACUCAGGAAAACUGGUCGUGAAGGAUUUUACGGAGUUGUCAUCUGGACUUUACACGUGUACUCUUUCCUAUAAGACCAUCAAAGCAGAAACCCAGGAAGAAACUACAGUAAAGAAGAGAUAUGACUUUAUGCUCUUUGCCUAUCGGGAACCUGAUUAUUCUUAUCACAUGGCUGUGCGCUUUACCACAAAAUCUUGUGUAGGAAGAUAUAAUGACCUCCUCUUUAGAGUGCUGAAGAAAAUCUUGGAUAAUUUGAUCUCUGAUUUGUUGUGCCAUGUCAUAGAACCAUCAUAUAAGUGCCAUUCUGUUAAAAUUCCAAAUCGUGACAUCGUGUAUGAGCUAUUCAUAGCCUUUCAAGUGAAUCCUUUUGCACCAGGCUGGAAAAGUGUGUGCAGCAACACUGCCGACUGUGAAGACGCCACCAAUUACAAUAUCCUCAAGGCAAGAGACCGGAUAGAGGACUUUUUUCGGAGCCAAGCAUAUAUUUUGUACCAUCGCUUUAAUAAAACUAUACCAGCCAUGCACUUUGUGGACCACAGUUUCCAGAUAGUGCGGGUGGAUAACUGCCGACCCGGCUUCGGGAAGAACGAAAGGCUACACAGCAACUGCGCCAGCUGUUGCGUGGUCUGCAGUCCCGGCACGUUCAGCGCAGACAUCGAUGUCACCUGCCAGGUCUGUGUUUCUGUUCAUACCUAUGGAGCUAGAUCUUGCCCAUAAACUUCAAGACCAGAGGCAGAAAGUGUGGCUGUUUGCCUCUGAAGGAGGGGCAGAGACUUGUCCACACCUGAGAGCACCAUGGACACCUCCAUAAAGUAAGAACAGAGCUUUGGAAGUACGCAUUUUAGAAACGACAACAGAAAAUUGCUGGUAUGGCAUUUCUAAGAAGACAUUUAAUUCAAUCUCUCCAGUGUAUGAGGGGGAGUUUGUUAGUGGACGCUUUAAAUGAAAUACUUCUGUUUGCAAACCGAAACAUGCUUUGUGCUGCCUGAUACUGUAUUAAGGUUGAAAAGAGUAGCAAAGUAUAAUAUAAUAAAAAUUUUGUAUUUUCCAUA
Molecule: messenger RNA, 1485 nt
Organism: Psammomys obesus (fat sand rat)
Lineage: Eukaryota; Metazoa; Chordata; Mammalia; Rodentia; Muridae
Gene: Zpbp2
Product: zona pellucida binding protein 2
Exons: 8
Coding region: 170-1150 (326 amino acids)
Biological process (GO): binding of sperm to zona pellucida; acrosome assembly
Cellular component (GO): zona pellucida receptor complex; acrosomal vesicle; extracellular region
Source: RefSeq, a predicted model, not a curated record